Molecule: messenger RNA, 818 nt
Organism: Euleptes europaea (tarantolino)
Lineage: Eukaryota; Metazoa; Chordata; Lepidosauria; Squamata; Sphaerodactylidae
Gene: PIGL
Product: phosphatidylinositol glycan anchor biosynthesis class L
Exons: 7
Coding region: 1-792 (263 amino acids)
Biological process (GO): GPI anchor biosynthetic process
Cellular component (GO): endoplasmic reticulum
Molecular function (GO): N-acetylglucosaminylphosphatidylinositol deacetylase activity
Source: RefSeq, a predicted model, not a curated record
AUGGUGGCGACAGUAGUAUCAUUCGCCUUGCUGUUGUUGUCGCCGCUUGUACUAUGGUUGGCCGUCUGCUGGUGGCUGCAGCGAGGCCAUGGAACAAGACGGUGGGGCCGCAGGAGCCUGUUCGCUAACGGACCGGCGCGGCGCGGCAGCGAUGACGCAGUGCGAGCUCUGUUUGUAACGGCGCACCCUGAUGACGAAACGAUGUUCUUCGCUCCGAGCAUCCUGAAACUGGCUCGAGCCAGGCGGUGGCUGCUCUGCGGGUCCGCAGGUAAUUACUACAAUCAAGGGGCCAUUCGUAAGGAGGAGCUCCUGGAGAGCUGUGCAGUUCUUGGAAUCCCUCGUUCCAAUGUGACUGUCAUCAACCACAGGGAUCUUCCUGACCAUCCAUCUGUCGAAUGGGACACAAGUCUGCUGUCUGCUCUGAUCCUAAAGCAUAUUGAAACCAACCAAAUCAACCUGGUGGUGACCUUUGACGCGGGAGGAGUGAGCGGCCACACUAACCAUAAAUCCCUUUACACCGCCAUCAGGUACCUGCACUCAGAGAAUAAGCUUCCAGAAGACUGCCGAGUCCUUACCCUGGAGACGGUCAGCCUCUUCCGGAAGUACCUCUCCAUCCUCGAUGUCCUCAUCAGCUGCCUUCACAGCCAGGAUGUUCUCUUUGUGCUGACAAAAGAGGAGGCAGAACUGGCCAAGAGAGCCAUGUGGUGCCAUCGCAGCCAGCUCCUCUGGUUCCGCCGCCUGUAUGUCUUCUUCUCGCGCUACAUGGUGAUCAACUCACUUCGCUUCCUCUGAUGGAAAAAGGACACCAUCAAAGACUU